This is a messenger RNA of Ixodes scapularis (black-legged tick), 5731 nucleotides long. RefSeq names its product discoidin domain-containing receptor 2 (gene Ddr). Lineage: Eukaryota; Metazoa; Arthropoda; Arachnida; Ixodida; Ixodidae. Gene Ontology annotation, molecular function: collagen binding; protein tyrosine kinase collagen receptor activity; ATP binding. Gene Ontology annotation, biological process: multicellular organism development; cell surface receptor protein tyrosine kinase signaling pathway; protein phosphorylation. The record is from RefSeq and is a predicted model, not a curated record. Bases 470 to 3133 code for a protein of 887 amino acids. Gene Ontology annotation, cellular component: signaling receptor complex. The transcript has 15 exons.
UUUCCCCUCCGACAGAACGGCGCAGCCAACUCGACGACGGACCGAGCAUUUUAGAUGGGGUGGCGCAGGGGUUCGAGCCAGUCGCUCUGACGUUUCCUUCGUGUCCCGGUGUCGAACGUCGAGCGUAAUUGGCGCGGGUUUUUUUCGGAGACUGUUUCGAGCUGUGAUCGGUUUUGUGAAUGGGAAAUCGGCCCGGCAAGAAGUGUGGCUGAGAAGCCGGGGGACGCCCGAGAGGCUCGUGUGUGUUUGAGAAGAGGGGCCGGUGUACCGCGUGGAUAUCUUCUGGUGCGGCGGGUGCGUGUGUGGUUCGACUUCGGCGUGGUCAAGGGCGCGCCCCGCUGCUCUGGUUCCUCUCGUUCUUCUCGACGGGUGACGUUUCUAGAAUGGACGUCGACAGCACCUGGCCCAGCGUUCGAUGAGCCGAGGAAGGCGGAGUGACGGCUGACUCGGCCAGCAUCAGGCAUCGGCCAUGGCGUCGUUACCGGAGAGGACUUUAGUGCUCGUCUCUGCCGCCUGGAUUGUGCUCCUCCAGAUACAGCGGGUGUGCGCCUUCGACUGGGGUGCCUGCAAUCAGACGUUGGGUAUGACCAGCGGGGAGAUCAAGGACGAAGAUAUCACUGCCAGUUCAACACACAAUGCGGCGAGCGUCGGCCCACAGUUUGCGAGGUUGCUGCGGGAACUGAACGGCGGAGCCUGGUGCCCGGCGCCUCAGAUUUCGCCCAAGACGCACGAGUACGUGGAGGUGAACCUGCGCACGGCGCACGUGGUCAGCUCCCUGGCCACCCAGGGCCGGUUCGGCAACGGCCAGGGCAGGGAGUUCGCCGAGGAGUUCAUGGUCGAGUACUGGAGGCCCGGCCUGCACAAGUGGUUGCGCUACCGGAACAGGACCAACCACGAGGUGUUCGAGGGCAACACCAACACGUACACGGAGGUGCGUCGGAGCCUGGAUCCUCCCGUGAUCGCCUCCAAGGUGCGCGUGGUGCCCUACAGCAGCAUCCUCAGGACCGUCUGCAUGAGGAUCGAACUGUACGGCUGUCCCUGGACGCAGGGCAUCCUGUCGUACUCGAUCCCGCAAGGCGAGCGCAGGGGCACGGACGUGGACUUAUCGGACGUUACCUACGACGGCAUGAAAGACGACAGCUACCUGCACGGCGGCCUGGGUCAACUCACGGACGGUACGGCUGGCAGCGACAACUUCAAGCUCGACGUGUCCGGAUACGGAAAAGGAUACGAAUGGGUGGGCUGGCGCAACGACUCGCUCCACUCCCAGCCACUGGAGCUGGUGUUCGAGUUCGACACGGUGCGCAACUUCUCGGCCGCCUUCCUGCACUGCAACAACAUGCACAGCCGCGACGUGCAGUUGUUCCGCGUGGCGCGGCUGUCAUUCAGCGUGGGCGGCAAGUACUACCUGGGCGAGCCGCAGCACUUCAACCUGAUGCCCAGCCUGUUCAACGAGAAGGCCCGCAACGUCACCAUCCGCCUGCACCACCACGUCGGCAGGUUCGUCAAGAUACAGCUCGAGUUUGCCGCCAAGUGGCUGCUCGUCAGCGAAGUCUCCUUCACCUCAGUACCCGCAGCUGGAAACUUUUCAGAAGAAGAACCACCUGUGGCUCCACCAAUUGUGAGCACCGCCAUGAGCGAAGAUCCGAUGUCAAAGCAGUACGUGGGAUUGGUCAUUGGGGUACUGGCAGCAGUCAUCCUUCUGCUCAUCCUCAUCAUCUUCGUGAUAGUCGCGCGAAACAAGCGGAGAAAGCACACGACGCCCCAUGCCAUCCUAAAGCCCAUGGACAGCAGGGUCACCAUUAACAUGAAGGACCUUGCGUUAGCCUAUUCCCCCCAGUACGUGGCACGGGAAGCUAAUGGGAAUCUUUAUGGCCAGGUUGCCCUUGAAGACCCUGACCCCGACAAGCUUCUCUACCACGAACCCCAAGAUUUUAAGCCCAUCUACCCCGGCACCUACAGCAACGCAGGAUCCACAACGUCCCGCGAGUACGCGGUCCCGGACGUGAGCAAGAGUCCCAUUCUCAACUCGCACAAGUCUUCGCCAUUUCCCCAGACCAAGCCGCCUCCACCUCCGCUGGCCGAGCAAUACUACGCGGCAACGGACGUGGUGGUGAGCUUGCCCAAUAUACAGGGUGUGAGCGGAAACACGGUGUACUCCGUGCCCAGCCUGGACGUGUCAUCGGGAGAGGAAGGCUCCGGAGGUGUCACACUGCCUCCUGUACGGGAAGUACCCCGCCACAGGAUCAGGUUCAUUGAGAAACUUGGUGAGGGGCAGUUUGGGGAGGUUCACCUGUGCGAGGCGGAGGGAAUCCCUGAACUCGUAGACGUUCCCGUUAGCUACGGCACCAAGAAGCUUGUGGCCGUGAAGACGCUUCGCAAGAACGCCACAGAGCAUGCGCGUGCUGACUUCCUCAAGGAAGUGAAGAUACUGUCGCGGCUGCGGGACCCGAACAUUGUUCACGUGCUCGGCGUCUGCACACGGGACGAACCUCUCACCAUGAUUGUCGAGUACAUGGAGAACGGCGACCUGCACCAGUUCCUGCAGCACCACUUGCCUGACACGUUUGCACCUCCCAUCGCCAACAACGUCCUCAGUUACGGGAGCCUAAUCUUCAUGGCCACCCAAAUCGCGUCGGGCAUGAAGUACCUGGAGUCGCUCAACUUCGUGCACCGGGACCUGGCAACCCGAAACUGUCUCGUGGGCAACGCAUACACCAUCAAGAUCGCCGACUUUGGCAUGAGCCGGCAGUUGUACGCUUGCGACUACUACCGCAUUGAGGGGCGUGCUAUGCUGCCAAUACGCUGGAUGGCUUGGGAGAGCAUAUUAAUGGGCACGUUCACCACAAAAAGCGACGUGUGGGCCUUUGCCGUCACUCUCUGGGAGAUCCUGACGUUCGCUCGGCAACAGCCAUUCGCGUCCCUAAGUGACGAACAAGUCAUCGAGAACGUGGGACACUUCUACCACAACGACGCGCUGCAAUCCACUCUGCCACAGCCACCCAACUGUCCUCGAGAAAUCUACGACCUGAUGCGCGAGUGCUGGCAGCGCAACGACAGCGAGAGGCCCAACUUUAGAGAGAUCCACCUGUUCCUCCAGCGGAAGAACCUGGGAUACUCUCCAGAGUCUUGAGCCGAGAUCUCAUAAGAUCGCCUUGUCGGGCGUUGCGAGCACACGGCGAGAUGGUCGGCGAGGUGAUCAACGAGACGCUGAAGGCGUGGCAAAGAUAUGGUGAGAGAACGUUUGAUGUCGCCCGAAUCCAAGCCCUAGAAUCUGCGUUGUGCUCGUCUCCAUUGGGGGUGCCUCUUGGUCCUCACCUCGACGAGGGAGUGGUUUCAUCAGUGUGUGUGAUCCCUCAAACGAACCUGAAUGUCCGGCGCUGGAGUACUACGGGGUCAUAAGCCGAGGCUUUACCCCGGAAAGCAGAGCAUGCUCUCUGGCUUCGCAAGCCAAUGCUUUGAAGACACGAGGCAUGUGACCACCGUCAGCCGUGUAGAAGCAGCUCUUGGAAUUCUCGAUCAACUAACAGAAACUUGGUCUUUAAGCUUUCUUGGGGGCUUCUGGGCGAGAUACCAAAUGAGACAAGUCCGGGGCAAACCUGGACGCUUCGACUCACCCUUAGAAUCCGAUAAUGCGACGCCUCGGGUGACACUACUCUGCUGGAGUACAACUGUGCACCUCGCGAAGAAAAAACUGUCCUUUCCCCAUUUGUGUAUUGAAUCCAAAGAGAUCUCGGCUCCCACCUGAGUCUGGUCUGAAAAACGGGGCUCGCCUCCACGCGUUCGAUCCGGAGAGUGUUUCGGUCAGCGUGUCCAUUGUGCCAUUACGACUUUCCCGGCAUCGGGAAGUGCGACUUCCUAAGUGUGAAUGCAGUGAACUGCUUAUCUCUCCCUUGUAAAUACGACCAGCCAAAGUAUAACGAGAUAAUGCACCGGGCGUGAAAACACACGGCCCUAUAAAUACACUGCACAGAAUGUAGUUUUUAUCUGGACUGUCAAUGUUCUUGGACAUGCUAUGCCUUUGUGUUUUUGUAUACAGAGUUGGAGUGUGUGUCGUUCCUUCUAGUUUCUUAAUUUAUUUAUAAUUCCUCAUCUGAGUGUAUUUCAUACUGUUAUCACAACCCAUUGCACGGUGCAUAGAACAAACAUUAAGUCAACCCGAACAAGCGUCCAAGGCCGUCUCCGUCUUUGCCCCCUUGUCAUAAGACUUCAUAGAGAAACACCCCCACAGCUCUCACAUUUCGAACUCGAAAUGAAAACAUAUUUUUUCCUUCACUGUUAAUGCUCCUCUUAAGUUCUUUCCUGCCCUUCAUUGUUCACAUGUGAUAAUACGCUCAACCACUGUACAAAAAGUCUCCCAAUAUUAUGGCAAUAUUUCCACACUGGCAGUAUCUUUUUUUUUAUAACUUCAGGUAUAUUCGCCUAAAAACAGUAAUCUUAACUUACUGCAUUCUGCUAAAUAGACAGUCUACCUCCACCCUGCGUGGUGCACAAAAUCGAGUAGAUGCUGCACGUCAAAGUCCCCCGUUGUAACAAUAAAUAUAAAUCGUUGGCCCAUUCAUUAAAAAAUAAGCCCUUAAUAAACCCACGAACUUUCCAGUGAUGGUGUUCAUGGACUCUUGCAGGCAAAAUUGUAAUAAUGAAGUAAAGCAACCCUUAGUUCGCUGACUGCUGGUUCAAAAAUGUUGUACUUUCUUUGACUUAAGUUCUCGUGCGUAGGUCUAUGCACAUUCACACCAAUAAAGCCCCAAUACAAACGACUUACUCAUCCCGCAUAAUGGCUUCCACAGCAGUUUGGUGCAAACUUCACUUUUUCUUUAAAUUAGUUUGUUUGCGAAACACAGAAGAGAUAUGUGUUUAGCUGCUAAUAUCUCGUGACUCACUCAUUGGAGUGUUCAGGACUUAAUGACGUCUGCUAUGCAGGCUGUGUAAUAAGUGUUAUAAAGUGUCGGUUCUAAGCUAUCGAGACGUGUUCAAUGCAAUAUCACACUACCCACACAUUUGGUUUUUUCGUUCAUUUGAGUUCUUAGGCGAGUUGCAGUCUCAUAUUCAGAAUGUAGUGCUUCUGGCAGUGGUGCUGUGCUCCGUGUAACUCGCCGCCUGUUUGUAAAUAAUACGCGCAGCACACCUGAGUAUGAAAAAUAAAAGGAGUGAAUGCAAGAGAAUGUCGGAGGACAAACAAUUCAGGGACCAUGGUAAAAAAUUGGCUAUCUGAGACACAAAAAUAUAAAUACGCUAGAGGCCUUUCCGUCUAUUCGAAAAAAUCGUGCACUUCUUUGUUUAACCUUCAUUUAAACUUUAUCGCUUGCGAUGCAGGAGAGUCGUAUGAAAGCGUUCUGUGAUAAUAUUUCCCCUUCUUCAAACGCUUUCUUGCUAGCUUAAUUUUUAACAGAGAUUUUGACAGUUUCUUGUUUGAUUAAAUAAAAGUAUAAGCGGAAAAUUGAACAGUUAAAUCAGGUACGUAGAAAAAGUUAGUAUGUACAUGUGUAGAUCUGAUAGCAAGUGUCGGCAAGUCAAAAUUACGCCGGUCAGGUUUUGAGUCGCUGAUCAAGUUAAAAUCGUUUGCUAAAGAAAUCAUGCAUUACGUGAGAGAUGGCACAGGAAAAAUUAAGUUGUUCGUCACCGUUCACGAGUGAUUUAGUCUCCCACACAAGUUCACAAGCUAAGAAAAACUACAGGGUGAUACAAGGAGACGGCAGGCUCUUUAAAUUGACCGGAAAAUUAGGUUUCU